UGCCAAAUAUUACACAUACUCGUAGUUGUCUUUAGUCAUUAUUAAACUUAAUAUAGAAGCGCCAUGACACACAAAAUGUGGAUGAAAAUAUUUUUAUUGUGCGUUUGUGGAUUCACAAAAUCUUUAACCACUUCCUUCGAUCUUGGAGGUGUUUUAUCAGGGAAUCGAAUGGCGGGCGUGCCUCUCGGCCGGUCGCUGGGCGACGGAGAACUGGAUGUAGAAGGAAUAUGCUCAGAAGCGGGCGUCACCUGCCAAAACUGUACCCACGCCGUUACCUGUAUACCCUUGCCCGUGGGCUGGUUAAAGUUGCCGUUACAAGAAUGUACAGACGGGACCACCUGUAAUGCGAACCUUGGCCAGUGUUCGACGAACCAUGUCCCCGAGUGUAACAACAAGCUGGCGACAUACGAGCAUGUGUGCGAACAGGUGGGUAUAUUCCCUGAUGCAUUCGACUGCAGAAAGUUCCACCUCUGCUCGCCACCAGAAGGUUAUCCCGAUGGAAAGCCAGCCGACCGCAGAUCAGCAUUAUGUCCAAGACAUUAUGGUUACAACCCGUAUACCGCACAAUGCUCGGUAAAACUAGCCAAAGGUCAGUGUUCAGAAACUCCGGUUCCAGAAUGCACGAAAAUAGGCCAAACCGGUGCCCUACGGUACAGCGUGAACCAUUACUAUGUGUGUUUAUCGAAAAGAGGUCGUAUAUACCCCCAAAUAUUCCUCUGCCCCAACGGCUGGUACUUCUGGGAGGGUUUCUGCCGUUCCCAACCACCAAUCGAGAAGAUCACGGAGGAGCCAACCACAGAAAUAGAGGACACGACCACAGAAGAGACAACAUCGAAGUUAGCAAACUUCUUCUCCACAGAAAAGAGUACCACAUACACGGCAGACACGUUUCUGGCUGAUAAAUUCGAUCUGUCCAAUUAUGAAGCGGUUGAUACAGUCCCCACGAGUGACGACUUCGUCAACUCAUACGAGACCGGUUUGGAUAUUUGGUGAUUUUAAUCACCGAUGAACAAAGUCAUCACCGACGUUUAUAUACAUAUGUGACCAGAAAUUAAUGAACUCAUUGUUUUUUAUUCGAUAUCUAUACAUAUAUAUGUUAAAUUAUAUAGAUAGAGUGUCUCCAUACAAAUGCUUCGAGAAAAGUGAAUCAACUUUUUCAUACUACACAAUUUUGCGUAAUAAAUAGUUAUGAGUGAUUCCUUUAUAACUUUUAUAUUUAUUUUGUCUUAUAAUUUUUGCAUCUUUUUAAUGCGUAAAAAUCAUUUUGUUUAUGAAAUAAAUAAAUAUAGAUAUUUGAAGAUACAUUUUUGACGUAAGUCUAAAAAGAAUAAUUAAAAAACGAAUCAACUAAUUUGACAAUUAGGUGACAAAAAGUUUGCUCGCAUUGUAUUGUAAAAUUUUUAUUGUACAUAAUUUAUAUAGGACACAUUAAAAGAUUUAAUUUACAAUGGCGGACUUAUACCACAGAGGGAUCUCUUACAGUCAACCUUUGAGAAGCUGAAAGAAAGAAAACUGUAGAAUGUACUGUUUUUGAGGUUCGAUGCUCUAUCUAUAUAAUCCAAGAUAUAUAUGUAUGUAACGGAAAAUGAUUGAACACACUGUUUGUAUGUGCGAGACGAGACACUGUAACACAAUGCGCCAAACAGUAAGACAAUUGUCGAAAAGAGCUAGUUUAUGAAUUUCUCGUUACAUCUGUUAUCAUCGUUACAUCGAAUAAAAAAAAAGGAACAUAUGUUUUAAAAUCAAUAAAAAAUUAUAACCAUCCUCUUUAAAUUAUACUUUAAUAAUUAUACAAUUAAAAUAAUGCAACUAUUGCAAAAUAUAUAUU
Molecule: messenger RNA, 1828 nt
Organism: Galleria mellonella (greater wax moth)
Lineage: Eukaryota; Metazoa; Arthropoda; Insecta; Lepidoptera; Pyralidae
Exons: 5
Coding region: 64-993 (309 amino acids)
Cellular component (GO): extracellular region
Molecular function (GO): chitin binding
Source: RefSeq, a predicted model, not a curated record